Molecule: messenger RNA, 159 nt
Organism: Saprolegnia diclina VS20
Lineage: Eukaryota; Oomycota; Saprolegniomycetes; Saprolegniales; Saprolegniaceae
Exons: 1
Coding region: 1-159 (52 amino acids)
Biological process (GO): DNA replication initiation; double-strand break repair via break-induced replication; DNA strand elongation involved in DNA replication
Cellular component (GO): MCM complex; nucleus
Molecular function (GO): ATP binding; single-stranded DNA helicase activity; single-stranded DNA binding
Source: RefSeq, a predicted model, not a curated record
AUGGGUGACCCCGGUGAGGCCAAGAGGAAGCUCCUCCAGCUCAUUACGACCGUGAGCCCGAGAGACAUCCACGCGACGGGCAAGGGCAGUUGUGGCGUCGGUCUCACGGCUGCGGUCGUGCGCGAACAGAUCACCAAGGAGAUGAAGGCGGCGCGCUAG